Seminavis robusta is the source of this 936-nucleotide messenger RNA. Lineage: Eukaryota; Bacillariophyta; Bacillariophyceae; Naviculales; Naviculaceae. The record is from the annotation of a GenBank genome assembly.
AUGUUGCGGUUGACUUCACUUCGAACCACAGUUGCCCUCUUGCCACUCUUGUGCAACACCAGAAUUGGUAUUUCCCGAGCUCUCUCCGUCAGCAUGGCGCCUACGUCGUCUCUCGCUAAAAGGGUCACCAUGGAAUCUUUCCAGAACGAUGAAAACAAAUCCCGAUGUCCGAUUACUCUUUUCGUGUAUGCCACAAUGAACGGAUACAAGGGCCCUGUCUGUGCCGAGGAGUUGGGCAUUGACUACAACUAUGUCAUGGUUGAUUUUGAAAAGGGCGAACAGAAAUCUCCAGAGUACCUCAAAAUCAAUCCCAAAGGUCAGAUCCCGGCAUUGUAUGAUGCUGACAAUGGCGUCUUUUUGGCUGAAUCUGCCGCCAUUUUGGAGUACCUUGCCGGAAAGUACCACCACAAACAGCCCACCAUGUUUCCCACCGCCGAAAGUGACGCCAAGCUCCACUGGGCCAUCCGCCAGUGGAUGUUGUUCAGUGCCACGGGCCUUGCUCCCGCUAUGGGGAAUGCCAUGUUCUUUAACCGCAUUGCCAAAACAAAGGGAGAGAACAACGAAUUCGCCAUUCAGCGUUACACCAACCAGAGUCGGGGAUUGCUGAAGGUGCUCGAUCAGCAGCUUCAGUCCAGCGGAGGACCCUUUUUGUUGGGAAAGCAUCUUACCAUUGCCGAUGUCAAUGCCUUUACCUACGCGUCGACACACUUUUGGGCGAUGGUGGACGUGACCGGUCUCGAUGCCCUCAAUGCUUGGAUCGAUAUGAUGAUGAAGCGCGAGGCCGUGCAGAAGGGAUUGAACAUUCCCUUUGCCCGUCCCGGAUUCUUUGGGCCGCCCUAUGCCACGGAGGAGGAGAUUGAAGGUGAAAUCCAGCGCAAUGCGGGUAUGUUUACCAAGGGUGGCGGUAGCAGCAAGGAAGAGGAGGCCAAGAAGUAA